Silurus meridionalis is the source of this 2196-nucleotide messenger RNA. RefSeq names its product NADPH oxidase 1 (gene nox1). Gene Ontology annotation, molecular function: superoxide-generating NAD(P)H oxidase activity. Gene Ontology annotation, cellular component: plasma membrane; NADPH oxidase complex. The record is from RefSeq and is a predicted model, not a curated record. The transcript has 13 exons. Gene Ontology annotation, biological process: superoxide anion generation; defense response. Lineage: Eukaryota; Metazoa; Chordata; Actinopteri; Siluriformes; Siluridae. The coding region runs from base 136 to 1827 and encodes 563 amino acids.
GUGUGAAGCCUGAGGCGGAGUCUGUGCACAGUGCUGCUUUAUAACUCAAGCACUUGCGUGCACACACACACACACACACACACCUGCUGCCACUCGAGCUGAAGAUUCCUCUCUUUCUCACCACUCAACACAUUAAUGGCUAACUGGAUUGUAAACCAUGGACUGGAAACCUUUAUUUUGGUGGUGUGGAUGGGCAUCAACAUUUUCUUGUUCGUUCACUUUUAUCUCUUCUAUGACUCGGGGCCUCAGUUCUUCUACACCCGUGUGCUGAUCGGGUCUGCUCUUUCCUGGGCAAGAGCUCCAGCUGCUGUUCUCAACUUUAACUGCAUGCUCAUCCUCCUGCCCGUGUGUCGCAACCUGCUGUCUCUGAUCCGUGGCUCCUUCAUGUGCUGUGGACGAACGUUGCGGAAACAGCUGGACAAAAAUCUUACCUUCCACAAACUGGUUGCCUACAUGAUUGGGUUGAUGACCGCGGUUCACACCAUUGCCCAUUUGCUGAAUGUGGAAUGGUUUAUUGGUUGCCGUCAUGAACAUUACGGUCCCCUUGCCGGGAAUCUCUCCAUGUUGGAGGAUGACGAAGAUGAUCAUACCACUUUCCUCAAUCCGAUCCAGUCUGACUCUACGACACCACUUCUAUUUGCUUUCACUACCAUUGCUGGCCUUACAGGAGUUGUGAUCACCCUCGCUCUUAUCCUCAUGAUUACAUCAUCGAUGGAGGUGAUACGGCGAAGCUAUUUUGAGGUGUUCUGGUACACCCAUCACCUCUUCAUCAUUUUCUUUGCAGGCCUAGUCUUUCAUGGGGCAGGGCGCAUUGUGCGAAGUCAGAUGGCUGUCCCGUUCCACAACACUAGCUACUGCAAAGAUUAUCCAGAGAAGUGGGGUCACAUUCCUGAAUGUCCCAUUCCUCAGUUUGCAGGAGGGUUUCCUCAGACUUGGAUGUGGGUGAUUGGUCCUAUGGUCAUUUACAUAUGUGAGAGGGUGUUGCGCUUUAUUCGCUAUGUCCAGGCUGUAAAUUACAAAAAGAUUGUGAUGCAUCCAUCCAAAGUCCUGGAGCUGCAAUUAGUGAAGUCUGGAUUUAAAAUGGAUGUAGGACAGUAUGUCUUUGUGAACUGUCCAGCCAUCUCACAACUCGAAUGGCACCCAUUUACAAUGACCUCGGCACCUGAGGAGGACUUCUUCAGUUUACACAUACGGUCGGUCGGGGACUGGACCGAGAAGCUCAUCAACAUGGUAGAAAAAUUACCAGAAGGGAGUCAAGGACCCAUGUUAGGUGUGGACGGUCCGUUUGGAACAGCCAGUGAAGAUGUGUUUGAUUACGAGGUCAGCAUGCUGGUGGGUGCCGGCAUUGGCGUGACUCCAUUUGCUUCCAUCUUGAAGUCCAUUUGGUAUAAAUUCAAAGUUUCCAACCCCAAGCUACGCACCAGGAAGAUUUACUUUUACUGGUUGUGCAGAGAGACACAUGCCUUUGAGUGGUUUGCAGAUCUGCUUCAGGUGCUUGAGAGAGAGAUGGAGGAGAGAGACAUGAAGGACUUUCUUACAUACAAACUCUUUCUUACUGGAUGGGAUCAUACACAUGCAGCCCAUGUAAUGGUGCAUUUUGACAAAGACACUGAUGUUAUCACUGGUCUGAAGCAGAAGACUCACUAUGGAAGACCAAACUGGGACAAGGAAUUUGAGCAAGUGCGACAAGAGAACCCCUCGUCAGUAGUCGGUACUUUCCUGUGUGGCCCGGCCGCCUUGGCUAAAGAUUUGGAAAAUAAAUGUGCGAAAUAUUCAGAAGUUGAUUUGCGGAAGACCAGAUUUUACUUCAACAAAGAGAACUUUUGAGCAGUUGUUGCAAAGCAACUAGAUUAACCAGAAGGACAAGCCCUUCAGUGCGCCAUGCCUUUUCCAGCCUUGAUGGCGUUCUUCAGGUGUAGCCCUGAAAUCAUUUAGAAACAAACUACUUUGCAGAGACAAAAAUGUCCUAAGCUGAGCUCUCCACAGCAAAACCAGUCUGUGUGUGUUUUCUCUAAUGUUGGCAUGUGGAUGUUAUAUCAGUAUAGUAAAUAUGUCUGCAUUUAUCUUUCUUUCUUGCUUUCAGCAAUCACAAACUGUGUAUUAUCACCUUAUAUCCCAUAUCUAACUUGGACACAUCUGAAAGUGAUUUUUUUUUUUAUUGUUUUGUAUGACAAAUAAAGGUACUUGUGACUAUAA